Anisakis simplex (herring worm) is the source of this 381-nucleotide messenger RNA. The record is from the annotation of a GenBank genome assembly. Lineage: Eukaryota; Metazoa; Nematoda; Chromadorea; Rhabditida; Anisakidae.
AUGUUCACUUCACCUAGAAGUUUGUUGGCCAUUAUUCGAAUGAGUACUGCAUUGGCACGUCUGCGUCUAUCUGAUACCGUUCACAUUGGUGACAUUGAUGAGGCAAUUCGUCUUGUUGAGGUUUGUAAAGCUUCACUGCGUCCAGAACCAAAACAGUCGCGUCAUCGCGUCUCACCGGUGGAUAUGGCCUUCUCGGUAAUCAGAGACCUUUAUCACGCGUCAAGUCAAGAUCAGCAUGCCGUUCCACUGCAAGAUGCGUUCAAUAAAUGUGCAUCAAAAGGCAUUCAUGAUGAUAUCGUGCAACAGUGCAUUGACACAUAUACAGCAAACGGCGUUUUUAUGUUGGAUCGUCAGAAAAGAAUCAUUUUCACAGUAUCCUAA